Molecule: messenger RNA, 3340 nt
Organism: Xenopus tropicalis (tropical clawed frog)
Lineage: Eukaryota; Metazoa; Chordata; Amphibia; Anura; Pipidae
Gene: ccdc77
Product: coiled-coil domain containing 77
Exons: 13
Coding region: 46-1644 (532 amino acids)
Source: RefSeq, a predicted model, not a curated record
UUGUUAACCAAAUCAACUGUAUCUCGCAAAUAAGAUCUUUGCUUGAUGACCGCCUCCUGUAGGAAGUGGUCAACAAAUUCAGAAAGGUUACUGGUGAUUCUUGGAUUUCUCUUUUACCUACUCAAUAUUGCCAUCUGCUGUGAAUUGAAAAAGGAAAAUAUGGACUUUUCACCCCACCGUGGCUUGCAUGAAGGAAGGUACAGGUCUCCUUCCCUUCAAGAUACCACCAUGAGCUCCAGCCACACCCAGAAGAACCGAGGGGACUCCACUCCGCUGCCUCCAAUCAACGAGCGCCUGGCUUUCCUGCGGCCGUCCAGAGAGCUGUUAGAGUAUUACCGCAAGAAGAUCGCUGAGUUUGAUGAGGAACACGAGGAUCUGGUAAAGCAACUGGAGCAAUACAAAGCUACCUUUGAGGAGCAGCACAAGCUGCAGUGGGAGAUGCGUCAGCGCGAGGAAGAGAUCUCGGAGCUGCAGAAGGCACUAAGUGACAUGCAGGUUUAUCUGUUCCAGGAACGAGAGCACGUGCUGCGCCUAUACUCGGAGAAUGAUAGGCUGAAAAUCAGAGAGUUGGAGGAUAGGAAGAAGAUCCAGAAGCUUUUGGCAUUGGUUGGGACCAGUGAGGGUGACGUUACUUACUUCCACAAGGAGCCCCCAAACAAGGUCACCAUUCCCCAACGUGCUGUUCAGUCUGGGGAUCCAUACGCCCGGAAACUGCAACGUUCAGGCCAGGCAGGUACCAAACAAGCACCCCUGAAAGCACCGGGGAAGCAAGACAGAAGCAAAGAGGGCAAGAAAGAAGAUCCCCAGAUUCUUUUGCUUCAGGUGGAGGCGCUGCAGGCCCAGCUGGAAGAGCAGACACGACUAUCCAAAGAGCAGAUAGAGACUCUGUUAGAGGACAGGAAGGUCCGCGUGGAAGAAACCCAGGUGCAGCACCAAAGAGACCAGGACAAAAUGAAAUCUAUGACAGAUAAGCUGAAUAAGACCCAGAAAUUGCUGUACGAGAGCACCAGGGAUUUCCUGCAACUGAAAUUUGAGUGCCGAGCCAAUGAGAAAUCUUGGAUGGCCGAGAAAGAUCGGCUGCUCCGAGAGCUAGACCGGUGCCGAGAGCAGUUGGCUUUAAGUAGUGACCCCGAGCAAGAGCGGGAACACGAGCGAGAGAUCCUGCGUUUGUCAUUGGCUGAGAAAGCACAUCGGCACUCGCACAGUGAGGAAGUGAAGUCUCUUACAGAGCAGCUGGCACAAGCACAUCGCCUCGCUGAAAUGUACCGGGAGCAGUGUGUGACACUGGAGGAUGAGCUGGGAAAGAUACGAGAGGAGGGAGACGUGGGCAGGGAAAUCUUCAAGGAACGUUCCGAUAAGGUGGCCAAGCGUCUGCAAUUGAUGACGCAGAGAUACGAGGCUCUGGAGAAGAGGCGCAACAUGGAGGUAGAGGGCUAUAAGACUGACAUCAAGCUGCUGAGACAGCGGUUAAAGGAUGUAGAGAAGCAACUAUUCAAGGUGACGCUGAACAUCGGGCCAGACCAAGAUCUUGCCAUUCUGGAUGCAGUGCGGCAGGGCAACAAAAAGACGCAAAAAAUUCAAGGGGAACUGCGCAACUUAAAGGCCAAAAUCUAUGGCCUGGAGAAUGAACUGAGAAUCGGAUAGAGCACAAGGGAGACUGACGGAGCUGCCACACUAAACAAGGAGCCACAGGUGUUGGGCGAUAUUCCUCUGCACCCCCCUUUCACCCCGGAGCUCGGCAAUGAAAGGGUGCGUGAGGAGCUGCCUUGCAGAUGGUCUCCUGCCUGGGUCUCUCUGCAGGCACUCGCUGAUAAAGAAGCGGAACUCGUCGCUCCUGGAAAAAAAAAUGGUGGUAAAAUUAUAAUUGUUUGUGUUACAUUUCCCAGAGUUCACAGUGUGAUGACUCUGAUCCUGCCGCUCUGUACCCAACCCAAUCACAGCACAGGCAGCAAUAGGGGGUGAGCCCCUUCCCUUCUAAGGGUUCCACUGCUCUGCCUGAAAUGGGGGGCUAUUGCACUUACUUGGUUUUGCCUAUAUCUUAGCCCGGCUUGUAUUGGCUGCCAGAUACCGGCCCCAAGAUCUCAAGCUCAGCACGAGAGUCUGCAUUUGCGCAUAGAGCUACACAUAUUACGCAUCACCUUCACCCUUAUUUCAGCCCGGACUGGGAUACAAAAUAGGCCCUGGCAUUUCAUAUACACAGAGGCCAAAACAGCCCCCCAGCCCAAUAAAUAGCCACUGCCUAUGGCAUCUCACAGCAUUUACCUGCCCUCACUUAUUUCCCAUUUAUCCCUUCCCCAUCCUUACUUUACCUCAUAUCCCAAUGUCCCCCUCACCAUAAAGUCUACAUUGCCCAUUUACCCACCUUUCCUGACUCUCUCAUUCACACUCUCCACCUAACUGCCUAUUCUAUUUCCCCACCCUCUGCACCUAACUGCCUAUUCUACCCUCUUGCUGCCUUUUCCUAUUCUAGUGAAAGUGACUCACCAAUUGCCCCGUGAUGGUAAUGAUGGAAUAGGACCGGUUGUUAUUUUCUGGAUCAGCUUCUGCUUGGGAAGUUUUCUGAAUGCUAAGAUGUAAAGAUACAACACAAAAACAUGAUGAUUUACUUAAAUUGACAUUUUUACCCUACAAAGGUACUUGCCAGGUUUUAGUUACCAAUUCUUAACAUUUCUGUUUUAAAUUCUUAUUAAAUGGGUACAUUUUCAAGUUUGAAAAGUCGAAUUCUGAAAGAAUUCCAGUUUCUUUGCCUCAAAAAAUUGUGUAUUAUGGAAACACAGCAAAUUAAAAUGUUAGUAUAUCCGCCCCUUUGUUUUAAAUAUUUCAUAAUAUUCUAUUUUACAGCGUGACACAUAAAUGCCCCCUGCCCAUUCUACUAACAGUUCUACAUGCAGUACAGUACACACACACACACACACACACACACAUUAGGGUUUACUUACGGAGAUGUCCUUCCGCCAUUUCAAUGGCUGCAAUCCCUAGGGACCAGAUGUCAGCCUGGAUAUUACAAUAUGGGGGAAAAGACGGGUAUUAGAGAAGAUUAUACACAGAGUACAUGAAAAUAAUUCCAGUUGCAGAUGAUUUGGAUACUUCUGAUACCUAUCCACCCACACCCUGAUAGUGAUUCUAUUUGGCUUGCACAAUAACAAAUCCAUUAGAAGCCUAUAAUCCAGUAGUUAAUUGCCAUGACUUUUAUGUCUAGAAAAUGACCCCAAAUACCCCAAACUGAGAGUCUGGAGUGUUACAUGGAGUGAGACAUCCCCAUAAAGCAUAAGCAGUCUAAUGGAGUUGGUUUCUAUUAUUCUUGUGUCCUGCACUUAAAAUGCAUUUCACUCUCUCAUUU